CCCUGAAGGAUUUGAGCGUGGUCCAGCCCUUUGAGUUUUUCCCCGACCCCGUCUACCACAAGUUUGCAGACCAGGACAACGUCCAGAAGUUGCAGCCCGGGCAGACCGUCCUUCUGGAAAUUCGGGGUGAGAAUCUGACCCUUACCUACAUGGAGGGGGAUGUCAAUGUGACCAUUGGCGACGCAGUCUGCAAAGACGUGACCCUGAUCGCCACCAGACUCACAUGCUCCCUGCCGACUGAACAACCGCAGAGCAAGACGGGCGCAGAAUUCCCUGAAGUUGUGGUUCAUCACGGUAAUCUCAAUUUCACCAUCGGCCAGCUGGAAUACGUUUCGGAGAACUACCUGGUCUACAUCCUGAUGGGAGUGGGCAUCUUCAUCGUCGUCGUCAUCGCUUUCAUCGCUGUGCUCGUCUGGUUAUGCAAGGUCAGUCCCAGCUACACCACCGUCCAGGAGAUGGAGACCCAUCGGGAACAACUGGAUCUACAGGCAGCCCAGGAAUCCAAAGACGUUGAGGCCACAAACUUGCGAGGGGACAGCGAGUGAAAGAUACCACAGCUCAGAUCAACCACUUGCCGAUGGUAUUAUUUUGGACCGUAAAUGUCAAUUUCUGAAAAACAUAAGAUGUUGCAGCUAGCAGGUUGAAAUCCUGUCUGAAUAAUUGUCUUUCAGCUUUUAAAGCACUUUCAGCUUUCAUAUUUUGUUUGCAUCUUGUUGAUGGUGGCAUUUAAUGUCCUUGCAAUUAAUUUAUUAUCCAGAUUGAAUUACAUAGCACAGUAUACAUGUUUUUUAGUAAAAUAAAUUUGCCAAAUUUUAGAAUUAUUCCAUUAUACACAGUUAUAUCCAUGCCGUAGAUUAAUUAUUCUGUGUUUUACAGAUAUUGCCAAGUCAGGUGUCACCUGGACAAAUAGAAAAUUGAAGUGUGAUCUACCUGCAAAAAAAUUGAUAUCAAAUACCGUCACAUUCACUGCAGAAAUAUAGGUAAAACUUUAAUGUUUUCAAAAUUUACCAUGUGAAAAUUUGGAGGGCUUACGUUUCGAUCUUAGCAGAAUCUUUCUCGAAGGCAAAAUGACGAGUGGACAGGACAAACAAGCAAACGGGGUACCAACCAAGCAUGUCAAAAUUAGCUGGAUGUCAAAAAUUUGACGUCUGGUAGUGCAGUUCCUCCAUAUAAAUUAAAUAGAGUCGAGAGAUCAUCAAUCAAUCAGUCCACAAUCCAUCUAUCUGUCAAUCAACUGAUCAGUUGAUCAAUCAAUCAUCAAAGUAAUGCAGUACUCAGCCUUCAAUAAGACUCUGAUUUGUCCCUGCCCUUGUCCUUAUAGGGCCCAUAAUCAAUCUGUAGGAAGGUCCGUAUGGUUUUAUCACAUUAUCUUCUUUACAAAUGCUAACAAGCCUUGGAAAACACCCAAAAAAUUGACUGUUUUGAGAGAGAUUUGGUGUUGCAUCUGUCAUGCAGCUCAUCUCGCCCGUUUUAAAAGUGACGCCAGGAAAAAUGAGGGCCAGGAAGAUGGCUGAACAGACUGAACCUUUAUUGACAAGCGCAGGUGGCGAUGUCAAACAUUUGCAGAAAGUUUGCCCCCAGUUAGCAACAACUGUUGCCUCAAAGUCAUAGUUAUCAUGUGUUGUUUUCAUAAUUGCAUGAGUUUUUAAACUUUGAGAAUAAGCAUGUUUGGUUUUGUACGUAGAGCCAGUCGUGUUGCCAACCGUGGGUAGGGAAAACCUGCCUUUUGACAUAGAAAAAAAGAAACCUAUUUGUGACUCACCAUCCCCAAACCAGGCUGAAGUCGGUAUUUGUGAUGUUGGACAAUU
Messenger RNA from Acanthaster planci (crown-of-thorns starfish), 1808 nucleotides. RefSeq names its product plexin-A2-like. The record is from RefSeq and is a predicted model, not a curated record. Gene Ontology annotation, molecular function: protein binding; semaphorin receptor activity. Gene Ontology annotation, biological process: semaphorin-plexin signaling pathway; regulation of cell migration. Gene Ontology annotation, cellular component: plasma membrane; semaphorin receptor complex. Lineage: Eukaryota; Metazoa; Echinodermata; Asteroidea; Valvatida; Acanthasteridae.